AUGUCACCAACGGAACAGGAAGAGGUCCCGUUUGAGGCGUUGUUGUUGGAAUAUGUCAGCCCGGAGCCGGCAGAUCCAGGCUUGGAAACCGCUACGGGUCUUGUAGCUUUAUUCUCCGCAAAUCGGGACUAUUUUACCUCGGAAUACAUGCGCCAUGCUUGGAAAUCAGGGUCCAUCAAGAACAAGUUGGAAGAGGCUAAAAACUUGAAAGCACAACAGAAAGCUGAGAAGGCGCUUCCUUCUGACGUUCACUUCAAGCACGACCGUUUGCAGAGUGAUGCGGAGUGCUUCCGUCUUCUCAAAGUCAUGUCGGCGGAUCCAAAAGGCCUGAUUGAGUGUUCCGUGGAAGAGUUCCGGUUUGAUCAAAGGCCUCCUUUCGUCGCGCUCUCUUACGUAUGGAGUGACAAGGGCCCCGUUGCAGAAUUUUCAAGAGAUUUUCGCACUCCCGAUAAUGACCAGCUUUGGCCGUUCAACCCCUACGAGACACGAAAAAUUAUAUGCAAUGGAAAACCAUGUAUGGUGAGUGCCAACCUUCAUGCUGCCCUUCUCGGACUUGAUGGAAGUCUCGACGGCCGCUAUCUCUGGGUGGAUGCCAUAUGUAUCAACCAGGAGGCAGGCGAAGAGGACCACGAGAAGAAUGUGCAAGUGCAGAACAUGCAUAGGAUCUAUGGCGGAGCAGAUGAGGUUUUUAUCUGGCUGGGCCGGAAGCACAAAACACGGGAUAUCGCAUUCAGUCUCGUCGAAUCAUGGCCUCCUUAUCCCGAAGACGUAAACAACGCAAACAUACGGUUUCGGGGCAAAACAUAUCGCACAGCAAAGGAAUUCAUGAACGCAUCGGCUGCGACAGCAGAGUUCGUGUCAUGGCAUUUUUUGAUGGUAGCAAUAUCGGAAGGGUGGUUCCAAAGAGUAUGGACACUUCAAGAGUUCAUAUUGGCAUCCAAGUACGCAUUCUUCUACGGCGGCAAGCAAAUUCCUACUACGUCUAUCAAGAAUGCCAUGUCUUGGGUCUACUUCAUCUGUCAGAGCGGGCCUUCUACCAUGUUUCCGGCAUGGGUGAACUUCCAGCCUUCCAUCUUCACCCUGAAGCGACAAUGGGAUGAGAGAGAACAGAAAUUUGACUUCACUGAGAGCGUAUUUCUUGGUGGUACCAGACUUGCGACAAACCCCCGUGACAAGGUAUAUGCCCUGAUGGCACUCAUGGAGCCAGAAUCUCUACAACCAUCAAUAAAUGAGGGCGCCAAACUCCCUGUACUGGAAGUUGCCUACAGAAGGCCAAUGAAGGACCUUUACCUGGACAUUGCUCUCCGUCUCCUUUACGGAAAAGCAGGUCUUUCCAUCCUCUCUCUCGUAAACCACCCCCUUCCCAAGGCAACCUACAAGCCGAAAUCCAAAAAGCCCAUCGGCAACCGUUUGAUUGACGAAUACCGCGGCAAGUCCAGAGGCUGGACAAAAGAGAACCGCUCCGUCAUCAAACCAGAAGAAGAUGUUUUCCUCCCCGAAUUGCAGCCAGACUGGGAAAGUUGCGCCCGCACCGACGCCUUCCCGUCGUGGGUGCCGAAGCUGGCCAGCUCUCUCGGCAGCCAGCCCUUCUUUCAGCGGGCAGGCCCCGCCGGUCAAAACGUCUUCCGCGCCGCGUCGAACGUACCACCUUCUUUCAGCACUGCAGAGGCUGAUGGCCACCGCGUACUGUCUGUCGCGGCCAGGCCAUUCGACACCAUCAAGACGGUAGUCAGCCUCCCCCAAUCGCUCGGAGAGCUGCACUGGAGCAAGUUCGCGGAGAAAGCUCAGCGCACGGAGUUCUGGUCGCUCGUCACAUCCCUCGUCAACAAGAAGCACGGCGGCAGCAGCACCUACGCACCCACCGGAGAGCGUACCGUCUCCGCCAUCUGGCGCACCCUCAUCACCGACAUCUGGAACAGGCGGCAUCCGGCACCAGACUACGUCGAGACCUUCUUCCUCAACUGGCUGGCCAAGGCGAGCUUGCAGGACAAGCUACGCCGUAGCCUGGACCUGGAGAAGGAACCGGACCACCGCAAGGAGGAGAUCUUCAUGAUUGUGCUGCGCGAUGUGGGGAUGGAUCGGAAGUUUGUCGUUACGGAGAAGGGGUAUUUUGGACUGGCGCCGCCGACGGCGAGGGUUGGGGAUGCGGUUAUGCUGGUGGCGGGGAUGUAUGUGCCGUUUACGUUCAGGAAGCAUGUCGCUGGGGAGAAUGCGUGGUUGCUGAUGGGUGAAACGUACGUGCAUGGCAUUAUGGAUGGCGAGUUUGAGAGGGAGACAUGUUCUUUUGGGAAUAUUGAUAUCCUGUGA
Lasiodiplodia theobromae is the source of this 2307-nucleotide messenger RNA. Its product is annotated as Heterokaryon incompatibility protein or allele. Lineage: Eukaryota; Fungi; Ascomycota; Dothideomycetes; Botryosphaeriales; Botryosphaeriaceae. The coding region runs from base 1 to 2307 and encodes 768 amino acids. The record is from RefSeq and is a predicted model, not a curated record. The transcript is spliced from 3 exons.